GCCUGUCGGGAGCGGCGGUGCGCGCUGCGACCGCAAUGGCGUGCAGGCGUGGGGCUCUCAUCGUGCUGGAGGGUGUGGACCGCGCAGGCAAGAGCACCCAGAGCCGCAAACUGGUGUCCGCGCUGUGUGCCGCCGGCCACCGCGCCGAGCUGCUGUGCUUCCCGGAACGAUCAACAGAAAUUGGCAAACUUCUCAGUUCCUACUUGGAGAAGAAAAGUGAACUGGAGGAUCACUCAGUGCAUCUGCUUUUUUCUGCCAACCGCUGGGAACAAGUACCCUUAAUUAAGGAGAAGUUGCGCCAGGGUGUGACCCUUGUUGUGGACAGAUACGCCUUUUCUGGUGUUGCAUUCACAAGUGCCAAGGAGAAUUUUUCCCUGGAUUGGUGCAAACAGCCAGAUGUGGGCCUGCCCAAGCCUGACCUGAUCCUAUUCCUUCAGUUACAACUGGCAGACGCCUCUACUCGGGGGGAAUUUGGCCGCGAGCGGUAUGAGGAGAAGACCUUCCAGGAGCGGGUGCUGGGCAGCUUCCAGCAGCUCAUGAGGGACUCAACUUUGAAUUGGAAGGUGGUCGACGCUUCCAAGAGCAUCGAGGCUGUCCACGAGGAAAUCUGCUCGCUCUCGGAGGCUGCCAUCCUUGGUGCAGCACGAAGGCCCCUGGGAGAGCUGUGGCUGUGAACGUGGCCACCACUGAGACUGGCACCAGGUCCUUCAGACACUCAGCGGCAUGCUGAUGUUGGUUUCCAGGGCUGUCUCCUGGUGGCAGAGCCCUGGCCGCGUGGGUGCUAGGCAGUACCGUGGACUUGUAUUUCUCUGUCCUGAAAAUGUUAAUAUACAUGCUUUCUUAUUUAACCUGAGCGGUCGCUCAGAAAUGGCAGUCUCUUCUUUUUUGUAGUCCUCUGGUGUGAACCGAGGGCCUCGAACAAGCUAAGGAAGCGCUUUAACGCCGAGCUGCCACCCCUGCCCUUUUCUUAACUUUACCUUGAGACAGGCUGUCACUGAGUUGCCCGGGCUGGCCUUGAACUCCCAGUCCUCUUGCAGCUGAAGCUACUGGCAUGGGCCACUGGGCCCCGCUUCUGAAUCUGUUACAGGCCCCAAUAAAAACGAACCUGCAAACA
Heterocephalus glaber (naked mole-rat) is the source of this 1114-nucleotide messenger RNA. RefSeq names its product deoxythymidylate kinase (gene Dtymk). The record is from RefSeq and is a predicted model, not a curated record. Gene Ontology annotation, molecular function: nucleoside diphosphate kinase activity; dTMP kinase activity; ATP binding. Gene Ontology annotation, cellular component: mitochondrion; nucleus; cytoplasm. Gene Ontology annotation, biological process: dTTP biosynthetic process; dTDP biosynthetic process; dUDP biosynthetic process. NCBI's taxonomy places the organism in Eukaryota, Metazoa, Chordata, Mammalia, Rodentia, Bathyergidae.